This is a messenger RNA of Pieris brassicae (large cabbage white), 3496 nucleotides long. It is a transcript of the gene Arp6, whose product is annotated as actin-related protein 6. The transcript has 3 exons. Lineage: Eukaryota; Metazoa; Arthropoda; Insecta; Lepidoptera; Pieridae. Gene Ontology annotation, cellular component: Swr1 complex. Gene Ontology annotation, molecular function: nucleosome binding. The record is from RefSeq and is a predicted model, not a curated record. The coding region runs from base 780 to 1964 and encodes 394 amino acids.
GCUCCAUUAUCUCGCCUUUCAACUAGAUUAGGCAGAAAUGUUAUGUCUAACUUCGUGCGAAACCAUUCUCAUGGUGGUGUCCCUGGCGAGGUAAUCUCAUAAUUCUUUAAAUCAGUUUAGGUUAAGCUAGAAAAGUGUAUUAUGUUAUAAUAAAUUAUAAUAGAGAAACUGUUAAUUUUCUUAAAUAAUUUUAAUUGUCAACAAAGUUGGUACAAAAGCCCUUCAACCAUAUUUGUAUUUUUUGUGGCCUAGUAAAACCCCUACUAAACAAAAUAGAACUUGAAAAAAUUAUAAAUAGAAGAGUUCUGUAUUCUUUAGAGUAAUUAAUUAAUGUAUUAUCUACUUACAAUUCAACGUAUACUGUAAGAUAUAAUUCUUAAGUUAUACUUUGAAUUAUAUAAAUAAUUUAAUGUGAAGUAAUUGAAUAUAUACAAUGUUUUUUUUAAUUAACCUAAAAAAAAUACUAUUUCCACUUUACUCUGGCUGAAAUUGGGUAAUUAUAUUCUGUGGUUGAAAUUAAGUUGUGUGUUGUCAUGUCAUUUACAGGGCCCUUGUGAUGUUGAUUGUCAAUACUCAAUUGUCAUUGUUAUUUGUAUCAAGUAACAAGUUGUUCUUGUCGGUGAAAUGCGAAUGUAAUACUCCUAGUAUUUCGUAAAUAAAUAAUAAACGUUUUUUGCAAUAUUCAAUAUUUUAGGAAGAAAAAAUAAUACCAGCAAAAAUUUGGUAUAAUUUUAUCCAGACUUAUAUUCCAACCUUUUCGCCGGUAAUCUUCAAUAAACAUGAGUGAAACUUCUUGUUAUAUUCUUGAUAAUGGGGCUUAUACAGCUAAAGUAGGUUUAUCCACAAUGGAACCGAAAAUUGUACCCAAUUGUAUUAUGAAAGCUAAAUCAGAACGCCGUCGACCAUUCAUAGGCUCACAACUUGAUGAAUGUCGCGAUGCUUCGGGCUUAUUUUACAUAUUACCAUUCCAAAAAGGUUUUCUUAUUAAUUGGGACACGCAAAAAACAAUAUGGGACUUUAUAUUUAGCAAAGAAUGUUGUCCAGUAAAUUUUAGUGAAACUCCAUUGAUUUUGACAGAGCCUUUGUUUAACUUUCAUUCAAUUCAAGAAGCAAUGACGGAAAUUUUUUUUGAGGAGUAUGAAUGUCAGUCAUUAUUACGUAUUAAUGCAACAGAUUUGGCAGAAUAUCAUUAUAGAAAGCUUCAUAAAAAUGAAGGUACUGUAGUUGUUGAUUCUGGCUACAGCUUUACUUACAUAGUUCCAUAUAUAAAUGGAAAAAAGUAUAAGGAAGGUAUUAGGCGCAUAGAUGUUGGAGGAAAAGUCUUAACUAACCAUUUAAAAGAGAUUUUAAGUUAUCGUCAGCUAAAUGUUAUGGAGGAGAGUUAUGUUAUUAAUCAGGCAAAGGAAGACUCCUGUUUUGUAUCACGUGAUUUCAUGGGAGAUAUGCAAAUAACUAGAAGAACAGGUUCUAGAAACACAAUAGUUAAGGACUAUGUUUUACCAGAUUACACCACAUUAAGGAGAGGAUAUCUUCGAGAUAUUGUUAGACCAAAUGAAGAUUUAGAACAACAAACAUUACGAAUGAACAAUGAACGAUUUAGCAUACCAGAACUAUUGUUUCAUCCUUCAGAUGUUGGAAUACCACAAAUGGGUAUACCAGAAGCAAUAAUUAAUAGUAUUGAUUCCUGUCCUGAAGGUAAUAAGGAAAGUCUGUUGGAGAAUAUAAUAUUGUAUGGUGGUAAUGCUUUGUUUCCGGGAUUUCGUGAUAGAGUUUUUAAUGAAGUUCGUGCAUUAGCAUUAGACCACUUCGAUGUAAACGUUAGUAUUGCCGAAAACCCAAUUACCUAUGCGUGGGAAGGUGGAAAGUAUUUGUUUAAAGAUCCUGACUUUUAUUCAUUUUGUCUAACAAAAGAAGAAUAUGAAGAGGAAGGAAGGAAUUUGGCAUUUGAAAGGUUUGAUAUAUAGCGGAGAAAACGAGCGAGAAAUUCUUCAGAGUAAAGGAUAUCGCUCGGUAAAUGUCUGAUUUCUUAUAAAAUUUAUUGUAAAUUCUAUGUAUAAAAAUAUCAUGUACAUUAUUGAUGGACUAACAAAAUAAGAUGUUUUGGGGCAUCAUAAGUUAGAUUUCUAUGCUAAUAAUGGAAAUCAGUACCACUAUAUGGAUUUAUUAUAGGAUAUGUGAAAUACAUCUAUAACCCUUAAUAGUGGUCUAUUAGUGGUAGGAGUGGUAGCAUGGAAAGAAUUUGAAUCCCAGCAUGCUCUUCUUAAUUUAAAAAUUUACCUGUUUUAUUAUGUAAUAACUUCCACAAUACAUAUUAGAAGCUUUUAAUACUUACUUUAGUGUAAAAAAAAUUGUAUAAUUAGUAUGAAUUCCUAACAUAACAGUAAAAUUAUGUUGUCCAUUGUACAUGUAAAUUACCAUAUAUUAUUUUUAGGAUAUUGUAAAAAGAUAAGAUAAAGUUAUAUCUUAAUGCCAAGACUGAGAUUUAAAUACAAGAUUGAGGGUCAAACCAAGUCAUGUUGUUAUUAUGUAGCAUUUUUAAAAGAAGGUCCUAGUAAAGUAAGCAUAUUAUUUCUACAUCCAUAUAAUUAAUGGUUUAACAUGGUUUGAUAAUGUAAAUCUGAAUAAGUUUUACAGUAAUGUAUAUUCAUUACAAGUAAAUUUUUAAAAGUAAAAACCUAAUUGUAACUUGGUAAAAAAUACUCAAAAUAGUUUAUUAUUUUUAUUCUAUUAAAAACUUCCAUUACAUAUUUACCUAAGCAAAAUUGUUAAGAACCAACAAAUAGAAUACAGUAUUCCUAUAAACAAUAAAUGCAUGUCAUGUUUAUUAUAUUUUAUAUUCUUUUUUCAAUGAAAUAUAGCUCUUUUGUGGUUUGUAUUAUUAGAUAAAUAUCUAUUUGUAAAUCAGUCUACUUAUAGGUCAAACUUGAAUAUUUAAAGUAAACCACUGACAUGUCUUAACACAAUUACAGAAAUAAUUCAUAAAACAGUGUUAUAAAGCCGAUUUUGUUAAUAAUUCCUAUAAAUAUUCACUCAGAUCUCCAUAAAAUAAGAGUGGAGAUAAAUUGUGUUAAAUGUUUAAAACCAACACUAAUUUCAAAAUAAGUUUUAUUAGAAUUAAAUUAAUAAGUAAAAUAAUGUGAAUACAUCUAGUAUGUGACAUAAAGUAAAUUAAAAGCUAAAAUAAUAUGCUUUGUGAAUUAUUCACAAAUGAAGCAAAACAGAUCAACUAAUGGUUAAAUUGGUAUAAAAGUGCAACCAAAUACUUUUAAGAUUGUUUACUUCAGUUUUAAAAAUAAAUUGUUUCAUUAACCUUUUUGCCAUUUAUUGAAUUCUUUAAAAUGCCUUCCUCAUAAUAGUGUUUACAGUAUCAAAAACUAAGAGACAGUAUAUGGCAUAGGUGCACAUUAUACAAGCAGUAUAAAGCAAUUGCUAAUAUUUUAUUUGAAAACAGAAUUUUUAGGUUCACCAUGUGCUUUGUUUUUGCACAAAUGUAUUA